This is a messenger RNA of Lethenteron reissneri (Far Eastern brook lamprey), 2215 nucleotides long. Its product is annotated as neuronal acetylcholine receptor subunit alpha-3-like. Gene Ontology annotation, cellular component: postsynaptic membrane. Lineage: Eukaryota; Metazoa; Chordata; Hyperoartia; Petromyzontiformes; Petromyzontidae. Gene Ontology annotation, biological process: monoatomic ion transmembrane transport. Gene Ontology annotation, molecular function: acetylcholine-gated monoatomic cation-selective channel activity; transmembrane signaling receptor activity. The record is from RefSeq and is a predicted model, not a curated record.
GCUUCCACGAGCGAUCGCAUCCCCUCCAUCACUCGACCCGGAGGGAGCCAAGGGCGAGCGAGGGAGCCUCGCGUGUUUUCUCCCUCCUCCUCCUCCGGCUCACGCAGCGCACGAUAAUCCCGUCGACUGGACGCUAUUAAUAUUAUUCCAACACAAUUCUGCCACCGACAUUCACAUUCGGCGUCGCGUGCUGCCCACCCGCAGGUCGCCGGUGUCUCGCCGUAAUCAGCGCGGGCGUUGCAUCCUCUAUCCCGCCUCCGUGUCCUCCUCCUCUUCCUCCUCAUCCCCAUUCUCUUCCUCCUCCUCGGAUUCUUGGCCGCUGCGUCCGCCGAAGCGCGGGUGAGGAUGACGGCGCUGGCGCGAAUGGCAGCAGCGACGCUCUGCUUGCUCGGCUGCACGUUGGAUGGGUGCUGGGCAUCAGAAGCCGCGAGUCGUCUCUACAAGACUCUGUUCGCGAGCUACAACCCUUACAUCCGACCCGUGUUCAACGUGUCCGAUCCGGUCAUCGUGAGAUUUGAGGUGUCCAUGUCACAGCUGGUCAAGCUGGAUGAAGUGAAUCAAAUAAUGGCGACAAACCUCUGGCUUAAACACACUUGGAAUGACUACAAGUUCCAGUGGAACCCUGGUCAAUUCGAAGGCAUGGAGUACAUCCGAGUGCCGUCGGACAAGAUCUGGAAGCCAGACAUCGUUUUGUACAACAACGCGGACGGAGACUUCCAAGUGGAAGGCAAGACCAAAGCUCUGCUCAAGUACGACGGCACGGUGAUGUGGAUGCCGCCGGCGAUUUUCAAAAGUUCGUGCAAGAUCGACGUCACUUACUUCCCCUUCGACUACCAGAACUGCACCAUGAAGUUCGGCUCUUGGACCUACGACAAGGCCAAGAUCGACCUGGUGCUCGUCGGCACCAAGAUCAACCUCAAGGACUUUUGGGAGAGCGGAGAGUGGGUCAUCAUCGACGUCCCAGGCUACAAGCACGACAUCAAGUACAACUGCUGCGAACAGAUAUACCCGGACAUUACCUACUCGGUGUACGUGCGGCGCCUUCCGCUCUUCUACACCAUCAACUUAAUCAUCCCCUGCCUGUUGAUCUCAUUCCUGACCGUCCUGGUUUUUUACCUCCCCUCCGACUGCGGCGAGAAAGUGACACUGUCCAUCUCGGUGCUGCUGUCUCUCACCGUGUUCCUGCUCGUCAUCACUGAGACCAUCCCGUCCACGUCACUCGUCAUCCCGCUCAUCGGCGAGUACCUCCUCUUCACCAUGAUCUUCGUGACCCUCUCCAUCGUCAUCACCAUCUUCGUGCUCAACGUGCACUACCGCACGCCCGAGGCGCACACGAUGCCCAACUGGGUGCGCCGAGUUUUCCUCGACACGCUGCCCAAGAUCAUGCUGCUGCAGCGACCCAAGGCCUCCGAGGGCACGGCGGCGUCGCCCGACGCGGUCCUGGCAGAGGCCGACCAGCAGCCAGCGUGCCUCUGCGCCGGAGAGCUGCUGUCGUCGUCGGCGGCAGCGAGCGGCAGCAGCUGCCACAGCGGCGGCAUUUCGAGGGCCUCCAGCUCCGUGGACGCGCCCGUGUCGUCCGUGCGGCUGCCGAGGCUGCGCGCGGCUGACGUGAUGUCGGACGAGCUGUCCAGCUCGUCCAGCACGGAGUCGCUCGACGCGCUGCUCGCCCUCUGCCUGCUCUCGCCCGAGAUCCGCCAAGUGAUCGACAGCGUCAGGUACAUCGCCGAGAACCUGCGGACUCAAGACGAGGCCAAGGAGGUGUGCGACGACUGGAAGUAUGUGGCCAUGGUAGUGGAUCGCAUUUUCCUGUGGGUCUUCGUGCUGGUCUGCAUCCUCGGCACGGCUGGGCUCUUCCUGCAGCCGCUCAUGGCUGGGGAAGACAUGUGAAGAGAACGGCGACCGUACCAAGCUCCCCCCCCCCCCCCCACCAAAACAGAAGUGCCCUACGACUCCAUCCCUUGACCUCUGAACUCACAUAUGCCUUUGAAAGUGCAUCAUUAGCGGCGGCACGAGCAAUCGAUUCUAGCCCCCCCCCCCUUUAUUUGUAUUCGCCAAGCCCUCAUUUAAGGCAUCUGGCCAAUGUGGACUAGUAUGCUAAUUACCCUCGAGAGGAGCUCUAAUAGUGGAGUCCCUUCCGCUGGCAGUGGCAAUAAGCAAGUGAUUGCAGGGCUGCACCUUUACCUUCAAACAUCUUUUCAUCAUCUCGUCGGGAUGG